Messenger RNA from Caenorhabditis auriculariae, 5608 nucleotides. Lineage: Eukaryota; Metazoa; Nematoda; Chromadorea; Rhabditida; Rhabditidae. The record is from the annotation of a GenBank genome assembly.
AUGUACCCGAGCAGCGGGGCAACUUUUAGCGGAGUUCCGGCUGGGAAUCGAGAAGGAGUACAGAUAAUUUUGGAACCUGCAGAUGAUUGGAAAAUACAAGAGAUAGGAUUUGACGGCGUUGAGAGAUAUAUAAGGUACAUUUCAAUCCACGCACAGCUACGCUGAUUUCUAAAGGCGCAUUUUUGAGAAAAACGAGAAAAUUUAUAGAGCGUGGCGAAAGUUGCGUUGUUGAUGAUUUUUUCUAAAGGCAUGUGCAUCAGGGAAGCGAAACAUGUUCCAAAAAGCAAAAGAGUGUUCACGGAGCUUCGAAUUUGCUUUGACACAGUACUAAUUUUUGUUUUUGAGCAAUGUCGAGCGUAACGAUCAGCUGCUUCCCUAUUUAGGAACAGAACUCUCAUUGAUUAGGCGCAAACUUGUUCUGCGCCAUUUGAGUUUUUAUUUUAGGCCAUUCGCCUACACUGAUCACGUUGCAAAGCUAGCUCGGCAAGUGGAAUGGUCGAAAGUUGUUGGAUCCGUUGCACAAUACGACAAUCCGAGUCUUGUGGAAGAUGAGAAACCCGCUGAAAAUGUUUAUGAAUAACAAUAUCGAGUACUGUAUAUGUUUAGGAAGAAUUGACGGAACUGAACAAAAAACUGGGGAAACCCGAAGAGCGAGAGAUUCCUGAGGCUGGACCCUGGCAUCUCGUCGCGAAAAACCUCCAGUUAGCCGCCCAUCAUCAUUUCCAAUGUCCAUCGGUCGUGUUUCUAGCGAAUCUCUGCAGCAGCUCAAUAUUCUUCUCGAUAACAUGUCCAUAAUGCGCUCUACUGACUACAUGAAGCCUCUGACGGUGUUGGACCCGGCCUCGCAGGAAUCCGGCCCAGAACAACUGGCUGUGAUGAAGGCGACGCAGUGGAUCUGGAAGCGACGUGUAAGCGUCUUCGAACUAUAACUCAGCUAUUUUUCUUUCGUUUCCAGGCCUUGCACGAGGCGUCGGCUGUUCUGGACAAGGCCAACACUCAGCGGAACCGUGCCGCUGUCCACAUGGGUCUUUCCGACGACUACGUCUCACACGUUCAAAGGAGCCGAUUUUUCGAGUUUGUGACUUAUUUUUUCAUUGAAAGAUAAUUGGGGAAAUACGUCAGAAAACUUUUUUUUUUUCUAUUUUUUAGGAGUACGCGAAAGUUAAAAGUUUCAAUGAAAGGAAGGCGAUUUGAAAGCUUGUUUAUCAUCAUGAAAAUUAUUUUCUAUUUUGUAAAUUGUCCUCAGCGAAGUUCUGGUUUUGGUUUUCGCGUCUCCGGCAAUGUUAUGAAUAAUUUUUCAAAAGUCUGGUGGAAUCUCUUCUCACGCUCAUAUCGAAUUAUGUUUUGAGUUAGAAUUUCAACCAACUUUUUCAUCUCUCUUCACUUGUUUCCACGAAACUUACGAGCGGAAUUUAUUCAGCGAACUGAAAGAGAUGAGAGACGUCUGGAGAGUUCGAAAAACUGCGGAUCACAUCUAUGGCGACCUUGGCUAUCAUAUAUGUGAGUGUUACUUAUGAGAAAAAGAAAAAAAGAUACUUAGACGAUUUUUUUGAAGAUCAGUAAAAAAAUUAUGUUGUUUUUCAUCCAACUUUGCGGUUUCUAAUUGCUCUCUAUGGUUCCAAAAAGAUUUUUUUUUUUGAAAAAGUUUCACUCUGGUGUUUUCACCUCAAAAUAAUUUUUUAAAAUCGUUUUCUUCACCUCAAAAUUAUUUUUUUAAAAUUAGUAAUUCAAAUUAUACAGCAAAAUCAUAGCACAACUUCACAGGUUUGAAUGAGUUUGCAAAUGAUCAGUGAAAUUUUUUCACUAUCUAAGGAGCUAAGUUUGUGUCGUAUAGGAAAACUAGAAAGAAUCAUAAACCACUAAAGUAAGUAAGAAAGCUUCAUUAAAUAUGUCUUAAAGAGCAUAAUUUUGAAUUUAUGAGCGCAUUUAUUCAUAGCACUUCAAGAUAUUUUAAUAUCCAAAAUUUUUUGUAUGAGAUUUUCUUGUAAAGAUGUUUAAUUUCGGCCUCAAUUUUUGGGAAUCUAAGCCUCUCGCGUUCGCACGCACAUAUCCAAUACGUUUAGUUGGAGCAAAAUACGAACCUGGCGCCCUUUUUGACAUCACGAGACGAGCUAUACCUUCUACUGUAGAAGGACUGAACGAGAAAUCUGUUCUGGAGGUUUUCUUUCACGAAUUUUGAUGUUCCUAUGGAGGAGGUUUAGGUUUCCGUUCCAAAAGAUCUCACGCGUCGUGCAACUUUGUCAGUUACUAUCGUUAAAGGUAAAAAAAAAUAGCCUGCGAUAAACUUUUUGAAUUUCAAAUUUUUGUUUAAUGCAGACGAUGUGACUUCCGAAACUCUUUAUGGAAGUUUGGACGACGCAAGAUUCGAGUAUAUGAACAUUGAUCCCGAAGCCGUAAGUGUUUUUCUUCGUCUAAAUUGAUUUGGAUAAUUUUGACUUUCAAAAGUUUUCAUCUUGUUCAUUUCGAAACAUAACAGAAAUGUAAAUAUGGAAGAAGGUUUUAAUGAUAUUUUGUGAAAGAUGUUUCUGGGGACAGAAAAUCUUAAACUUUGUUCCGUUUCUUUUUUUUUCUAAGCGUUCAGUUAAUCGAACAUUUCUGUCAAGAAGAAAAAGCAAAACUGUCUUUCUUGAGAGUUUGUAUGAGUUUUGGCGGAGAACAACUGUAGUUUCACAGGCAAAUCCAGAAAGGCAAUCUUGAGACCCUCUAAGGUAUAUCGCAAGGUCUGAAGUUUAGUAUACCGCUGAGAGCUUUGAGCAAAAAAAAAAUGGACUUGAUAUAUACUCUCAAGGACCUCCGAUAUAUCUCAGAUAGAGCUAAAGGGUAUGCUGGAGGUCUCACAUAGUAAAUUUCUUAAAAAAUCAAAUUUUGAAAGUCGUAUUUGAGUUUAUGUGAGAACUUACUUGCUCUAUAUUAAUCAAUUUUUUCCCGAAAGUAAGGCCUUUUCCAGGUAAAAGACAUUCAUUGGAAACAUUCUUUGAAAUGGGCGCAGAAUACAUUGAUUUGCCGCGACACUUUCUACGAGGUUUGCCGCAUUUUUCUUUCUCGUAAGAUCAAACAUCGACAGUUGUGCAGCGACGCCGUGAAACUGCGAAGUCGUUUGUCGAUCGUUCGCGACAAUGUUCUGUUGAUUGCUCUGUUUGAGGACUACUUGCUACGUGUCGAACUCAAAUAUCAUCCAUUCAAGGUAAUUGUCCUCUGAUUCCCGGAUGAAACUUGGGAGAUUGGAGGAAGGCGAGUUGCCGAUGGAGGGCGACGUCUUCUUGACGAGGGUGCUGCGCAACCUGAUCGUGUCGCAGGAGUGCACGCGGUGGCUUCGGCCGCAGAUGUUCGUCCCGCUUCCGAUCACAAAUCUGCCUGAAGACCUCGACUGUAGGGGUUCCAAGGCUUAUACGCAGGCUGAGGUUCGUCACACCCAAUUUUUUGUUGAGUAUCUAGGUUAUGCUUGGUGAUAAAAGAGUUUCGGAUUUGCAUCCUGGCUUCUUAUCAAUCAGUCUUUUAUUUAGUUUCUUCAGUCAAAGUUUAAUCGACUAGGCAGCCAGGCGAAUACACUUUUCAUAAUUUUUUGAAUUUCCUACUUUGGUUCGCGAGGUUUUUCAGUAUUUCUGAUAGUAGAUAUAGCAGAUCGACGUUAAUUUUCGGUUAUUUGAAAGCCAAGCUGAAAAGUUGGAUUGUGCCUUCCGUAGAGAAUAUUCUACCGUCAGACGAACUGACAUAACUUUUUUCCCGUUUUUUUUUAUGUUACAAACUUUCGAAACCUUAUCUGAGUUUUACUUCUUGAACUUCUUUAAAUUUCUUGAAAAUCACGCUCACUUUUCUUUCUUAUCGAGAACAGCUAUAGAAGAGGGGAACGAACUUUUUCACGUUUGAAUAAUAGUAUUUUUAAUAUCACUGAUGCCGUGUUCAAAGGUAUUUCCGCGAAAUGCAAAAAUAUCUCUGACUCUCCGAAAAUUCAGUGUUCUUUUUCUUUCUCUGACGGUUAUUUUGAAUUUCGCUCAAUCAUUUGAAUCACACACCAUCAAAAAACGGCAUGAGUUUCCAGUUUUCAAGUUUGGUGAUACAAAUAUAAGAAAUAAAAUCAUAAUCAAAAUCGAUGAGGAAAGUUCCAAAUCUAACUAAAAUCGAACCUCACUAUUUCAGUUUUAUUAGAUUUUAGCUCUCUACCGACCAGUCAAUAAAGUUCCCUGGUUGAAGUCUCCGAGUUGUUUCAUUUUCCUGAAAUAAUAUUUUUUCAGAUCGAGGAUAGAUCAGUGAAGCCGAAGUUGACGCUGGAAACUUUGAUAGACAUAGCAGGACACUAUAAAUUAGUGCAAAUGGCGUUGAAAGUGAUCGAGACGUACUCUCUGGGCAUCGGCGACGACGUCUACCUCCAACAUCGCUGGUCAGGGGUCGGCUUCACUCGAUCGCAGCUUGUCAUCACCUUUAUCACCAAGGACACCGAUGUGCUCGCCAAGUUUGUCGCUUCCCUCUCUCUCCGUUUAUUUUUGCUUUCAGCAAAUCGUACAACUUCAUUAUCAUCACUCACAAUAAUAUCAGUGUAUAUACCAAAGAAAACCAGAAAGUCGACUGUAACAGGGACGCGAAGCAGCUCGAAUAUUGUCUGAAACAUUUGGUGAGGCUUUUUUGGGGUAGAGUUCAGAACUAAAUAACGGACAAAAGAUCUAUGAUUGUUUGAUUUAACGUUUGAUUUACUUUAUGAAACCUGCUACUCGGAGGAGUUUUGGAUACUUCUACACUGCUGCACUUUUUAUGCCCUGAAUCGGCUUUUGGUUGAGGCAUGCGUCCACUCACUCACCUCCAUUGUGAGCAUCGCGAAAACGGCUUGGCAGAGUCGCUGUCAGGUUAUGGCCUCCAACGUCAACGCCACCAAUUCUCGUCACAUGCCAUCGCCCACACUAGUGCUAGUCAACUCCAGCGCCAACAGGUUCAGCAACAUUUUUUCCUUUCUUUGAAUUCUUUUGAUUUAAGAGUUGUAAUGAUCAUUCUACAUAUCGAUGCUCUACCGGAAAUCAAAGUAGCUGAGCUAAUCGGUAGAGAGGUACGAACUCUUUUUUUGAAUGUUUGUUUCUUAAAAAAAUAGUUAAUGAUCUUUCUAAAAUAUUUCAUUUGUUUUCAGAUAUUUACAAAAGUCAAUGAAAGAAAUUGACUUUAUGUUGUUAAAGUGUACCAUUUCGGCUUUUGAAGUUGUAAAUAAUUUUUUCCUGAAUUAGUUGAAUUUAAACUCAUUUUUAAUGGAUUUUAAUAUCUCUUGAAAUAUGGGUAAUGCGGAUUAGAAAGGUUAUUUUCGUAGCUUAAUUUUUUUUUUCUAUAGUCCCCGGCUUUUCUAGAUUUCGGGCGGGACACAGUAUCAAACUCCCAUUUAUAUUUCACCUAAUGCUCAUUAGAAAAGUCUGUGAUCAAAAGAAAUAGCGAUAACCGAACGCUCGCUCGUUUUCUUGAAAAAACAGUCAAAAUUCGCCUGAAGUUAGUUUUAUUGCAGUCUGAGUCGCUGAACGGUGUCAAAUGGACGGCUCUCGAUUUCAACAAAAUGUCGGGCUCGACGAUUUGCCGAAAAAUUGAUAUUUUGAUGGCCUUCACGAAAAGCGAUGAAGGCCGCAAGCCUCCUAGUUGA